Molecule: messenger RNA, 2793 nt
Organism: Chelonoidis abingdonii (Abingdon island giant tortoise)
Lineage: Eukaryota; Metazoa; Chordata; Testudines; Testudinidae
Gene: FOXM1
Product: forkhead box M1
Biological process (GO): G2/M transition of mitotic cell cycle; regulation of transcription by RNA polymerase II; regulation of cell population proliferation
Cellular component (GO): nucleus
Molecular function (GO): RNA polymerase II transcription regulatory region sequence-specific DNA binding; DNA-binding transcription factor activity
Source: RefSeq, a predicted model, not a curated record
UACAGAUCAAUGAUGAGGACCAGCCCUCGCAGGCCCCUGAUUCUCAAGAGACGAAAACUGUCCCUCCAAGAUGGCAGUGCGUCCAACUCUCCAGCAAGAGAUGAACCGGAUGGGGAGAGUAAAGGAGUCCCCAAGCAGGAGCAUAGCAGAGAGGACAAACCCAGGGACAGAGUGGAGUGUGGCGCCCAGAAAUUCCCAGCAGGAAUAAAGAUCAUUAAUCACCCUACCAUGCCCAACACCCAGGUGGUGAUCAUCCCUCCUGAUGCUGACAUCCAGAGUAUCAUCGAGGCUCUGACAGCCAAGGGGAGAGAAUGUGGCAGCAAUGGGCCCAACAAGUUCAUUCUUAUCAGCAGUGGGGGCAGCUCUCGUCCCACAGGCUCAGCAGCAACUCAGCAGACGCUCCAAUCAAAGGAUGAGACGAGCACAGCAACAAAGGGGGCCAGAGCAGCAGAUUGUCAGGGUGGAGAGAAGAACCUCAAACAAAACCCUAAUAAAACUGUGGAAAGGGCAGUCCUGUGGCCUCCACAUGUCAAUUCCAUCGGAGGACAAGAACAGGAAGGAAACAGCAGUGGAGACGCAACAAACAGCGGGUUGAAUAACAGUCUGACUAACAUCCAAUGGCUAGGGAAGAUGAGCUCUGAUGGGCUGGGCCCCUGUACUGUGAAACAAGAGAUGGAGAAGGAGAACCAGACACCCGUGCAGGAGAGGAUCAAGACUGAAGAAGACUCCAUUCCUGCCACUGCUACCUCCUCCUCCUUGUGGCAGGACUCGAUAUCAGAACGGCCCCCCUACUCCUAUAUGGCCAUGAUCCAGUUUGCCAUCAACAGCACAGAGAAGAAGCGCAUGACCCUGAAGGAUAUCUAUGCCUGGAUUGAGGACCAUUUUCCUUAUUUCAGAUAUGUGGCCAAGCCAGGCUGGAAGAACUCCAUUCGACACAAUCUAUCCCUUCACGAUAUGUUUGUCCGGGAGACAUCUGCUAAUGGUAAAAUCUCCUUCUGGACCAUCCACCCUGAUGCCAAUCGCUAUCUGACGCUGGACCAAGUGUUCAAGCCGCUGGAUGCGGGGUCACCAACAUCGCCUGAGUACUCUGAAUCACAGCAAAAACGACACAUUCCAGAACUCCAGAAGAACACAGGCGGGAACAGCAGCAACAAAACUGAGCUACAGAAUGCACGCCGAAAGAUGAAGCCUUUGCUUCCUCGCGUCAGCUCCUACCUGGUUCCAAUCCAGUUUCCUGUGAGCCAACCUCUCAUCCUGCAGUCCUCCCUGAAGGUGCCUCAGGCCAUGGCCCAGGGAGCCUCCCUCAGUGGCUCAGAGGUUAUCCGGAGCAGCAAGCGUGUACGCAUUGCUCCAAAGGUGUUGCCGUCCACUGAAGAGCCAUCCUCAUUCUUGCCCACAGGGCCUGUGAAGGAGAAGAGUCACUGUGAUGAAAGGCCGCCCCCAUUUGCCCCAAGCCAACCUGUAAAGGAGAACAACUCCCAGCCUGGUGAAGCGCUAGCCUCUUUCCCUGCAGCCCUGUGUAUAAAGGAGGAGAAGGAGGACUCCUAUCCUGACAAAUGGCUGCCCUCUUUCCCCCCAGUCUUGUCUAUAAAAGAGGAACCAGUGCAGUCGGAUGAAGAGACAGGCCUGUUGCUCCCAGUACCAUGUGUGAAGCGAGAGAAACACUUUACCGUGCUGAAGUCCCCGCCCCGGGGUGUAUCUGACACGGUGAUUAUAAAGAGGCGGAAGAUGGGCAGGUCCAGAAGGAAACAGCACCUAGUGCUGCCUUGCUCAGAAGAGCCAGUCCUGGUUCUGCCAGAGAGCUGUGGUUCUGACUCCUUCAGGCUAGCGUCAGACCUUCCUUUCCUGCAGGAAAGCCAGUCUCUGGAGCUCAGCUGCUCCCAGGAGGAGGGUGGCCCCUUUAAAACACCAGUCAAGGAGAUGUUCUGCAAGCUGCCAGUUUCCUCCACCCCUAGCAAAGUCCCAACUGCUACUCCACCAAUGGGGAGCCCUGACUCCUGGAGACUUGCACCCAUUGCUAAAGAAAGCAGUGAGCUGGACUUCAGCCCUGUGAGAACCCCUCAGGUGCCAUUCACAUCCCUCCAGGAAAACUUGGACUUGCUGGGCUUCAACAGCACUCCCCUUAAAAACUCGUUUGACUCCCCUCGACAGCUUCUCCAAACAGAGUCCAAUGACAUGGUUUCCGGGCCCCUUACAAGCUCUCCUGCUUCCAAUCCUGAAUCCACCAAGCAAUCAUCCCCAAAAUUACCAGCCUCUGGACAGACUGAGAAUCAGUCUCUCAUGGAGGGCCUGGUCCUGGACACCAUGAACAACAGCCUGAGCAAAAUCCUGCUGGAUAUCAGCUUUUCUGGCCUAGAGGAUGACAUCUUGGGGCCAGAGAUGAGCUGGUCUCAGUUUAUUCCUGAACUGAGAUAGGCUGUGUUUGGCUUAUUCCCAAGCUGUAAAGGACACUGGGCUCUACUGAGACUUGCUCAGAUGGGAUAUGCAGGGGCCCAUAAUGUGGUUUUGACUUAUUCCCAUUGGGAAUACUGGGCUGUACUGAGAUCUGCUUGGCUGGAAAACAGACAGGCCCAUUGGCUGCUAUGAGUUCGUUUAUGACCAAUAAAUAUUGGUCUGGGACAGGCUGGGGCUUAUUGGUUGGUCUUGCCUCAGGCCUGAGUUAGUGGAGAAACAGAGUCCCUUGUGAAAAGGUUACAGGGAAGGUUUCCAGGUGGGUGCUGAAUCACCCUGCCAUCUAAGGGGUUGGAGGCGAUGAGGAUAGGCCUCUCCAAAGUACAUCUAUUGGAGGGAGAA